GUCCGACCCAGUCUAGUUUUUGCCCUGGCCUGCGUUCUCUUCCGCGUCGCUGCAAAGGGGAGCGCAGAGAUAGAUUGAGAAUGGCAGAAGAAGCAAUCCUCAGUUACCUGGAAAAGGGCGAAGUAAUUUCAGAUUCCGGUGUCUUUGCUUCUGAACGUGGAAUUGACCACAAUGAGAUCGUUAAUGUCAUCAAGAGCCUCCACGGUUUUGGAUAUGUCGAUGCUGAGGACAUUAAGAGGGAGACAUGGGUGCUAACGGAUGAGGGGAAGACAUAUGCUGCUGCAGGAUCACCUGAAGUGCAACUGUUCCUGGCAAUACCGCCGGAAGGUAUCUCUAAAGAGGAACUUCAGAAAAAGCUAAACCCCGCUGCCUUCAAAAUAGGCUGUGCUCAGGCUGCAAAGAAUAAAUGGGUGGAGUUAGGAAAACAACUUAUAUCCCGGAAGGUCCAACAUGUGGAGGAUAGAGUUAAAGAAUUGCUUCUGAAAAUACAAGAGGGACAGGUUAUUGGUUCAGAUGAUAUUAAGGCUCUCAAAGCCCGGAAGCUUAUUGUUCCACAGACAUGGAACGGCUACUCAGUGAAAAAGGGCCCUAACUAUGCUCCGAGAAGAAAGAAAGUUGUCACUGAUCUAACUCGAGACAAUCUCCAGAGCGGAGAGUGGAAGGAAUUAGAAUUCAAAGAGUACAACUACAGUGCUAAAGGUCAGCCACUUGAGGGUGGAUACCUUCAUCCACUACUGAAGGUGCGUCAUCAACUAAAACAAAUUUUCCUCUGCAUGGGGUUUGAGGAGAUGCCAACAAACAAUUUUGUUGAAAGCAGCUUCUGGAACUUUGAUGCGUUGUUCCAGCCCCAACAACAUCCAGCUCGUGAUUCUCAUGACACAUUUUUUUUAUUAGCUCCUUCAACAGCAAAGGAUCUGCCUGAAGAUUAUGUUAAGAGAGUGAAGGACGUUCAUGAAGUUGGGGGUUAUGGGUCUAGGGGAUAUGCUUAUGACUGGAAAAGAGAGGAGGCAAACAAAAACAUCCUUCGAACACACACAACUGCUGUUUCCUCUAGGAUGCUUUACCAGCUGGCACAGAAACCAUUUGCUCCAAAAAAAUAUUUCUCCAUAGAUCGUGUAUUUAGAAAUGAAGCAGUCGAUCGAACUCAUCUUGCUGAAUUUCACCAAAUUGAAGGACUUGUCUGUGAUCGAGGACUCACCCUUCGUGACUUGAUUGGAGUUUUGUAUGAUUUCUUCUCACGCAUGGGUAUGACUAAGCUGAAGUUCAAGCCUGCUUACAAUCCAUACACUGAACCUAGCAUGGAGAUUUUCAGUUAUCAUGAAGGCCUUAAAAAAUGGGUAGAAGUAGGAAACUCUGGCAUGUUCAGACCUGAGAUGUUGCGUCCCAUGGGACUCCCUGAAGAUGUGCAGGUUAUCGCCUGGGGUCUUUCCCUUGAAAGACCAACGAUGAUACUAUACGGAAUAGAUAAUAUCAGGGAUCUAUUUGGACACAAGGUGGAUCUUGGUCUCAUAAAGAGAAAUCCAAUCUGUCGCCUUGGAAUUGAGUAAAACUCGACGUUUCUACUUUCAGAUUGUCGCUUGUCGUUUACAAUUUUUCUCAGAUGUCACCUGCCUACUUGUAUCGCUAGAUUUCAUCGAGACGCUGUAAUUGAUUGUAACAGCAUUUUUGUACAUCUAUCCACCAUCUCGACGAGACUGUAGUUUAUACGUAAAUUAGCAUUUGGGGCUCAACGACCAGGAUCUGUCAUUUUAUUAUUAAUUGGAUGUGUCAAAUUACAGAAACAAAACAUAAAGUAGAACCAACUAUUCUUUGCAA
Messenger RNA from Neltuma alba, 1815 nucleotides. RefSeq names its product phenylalanine--tRNA ligase alpha subunit, cytoplasmic. The coding region runs from base 81 to 1547 and encodes 488 amino acids. Gene Ontology annotation, cellular component: cytoplasm; phenylalanine-tRNA ligase complex; cytosol. The record is from RefSeq and is a predicted model, not a curated record. The transcript has 18 exons. Gene Ontology annotation, molecular function: phenylalanine-tRNA ligase activity; ATP binding; tRNA binding. Gene Ontology annotation, biological process: phenylalanyl-tRNA aminoacylation. NCBI's taxonomy places the organism in Eukaryota, Viridiplantae, Streptophyta, Magnoliopsida, Fabales, Fabaceae.